AUGCCAAGCUCUCUGCACAAGACGCGCAAGCACAUUGCCAAGAAGCGUAACGGCGAGGUCAAUGCCUUGCACGAAAAGUCUCGCGACUCGCAGCGACUGCACAAGGCAGGCGUGCGAGACCAGCGCCUCGAGAAGCUCGCUGCGGCUAGGAGCAAGCAGGAGCGGCCAAUCGUUGAUCGUGUUGUCUUUGUGCAAGAAAACUUGACCGAGACGGGCAACUCGCCGCUUGACCUCGCCGCCGUCCAGUCGCUCAUCCAUGCCUUCAUCCACCAGCACGAUGAAGAAUACGCUACCCUAAAAAAGGCGCGGCGUUCUGGCCGCCCUCCAAGCACAAGAGAGGAUCUGCUCAAAAUGAAGAUAGCGGCCCUCGACAUCGAGUACCAAAAGGGCUUCGCCCUCCCAGACGUCAUGACGGAAGAAAAUGUCAAAUUGCUCGAGGAUUGGGAAGGCUCGUGGUCCAAACUCACCACCUUGACCUGGAUCAAGGUAUCACGCACCGGGCAGGUUCGCAAAUCCGACUUUCCGUCAAAGGGGAUCAACUAG
Hirsutella rhossiliensis is the source of this 543-nucleotide messenger RNA. RefSeq names its product translation machinery-associated protein 16 domain-containing protein. The transcript has 4 exons. Lineage: Eukaryota; Fungi; Ascomycota; Sordariomycetes; Hypocreales; Ophiocordycipitaceae. Gene Ontology annotation, cellular component: nucleus. The record is from RefSeq and is a predicted model, not a curated record. Bases 1 to 543 code for a protein of 180 amino acids.